This is a messenger RNA of Cyanistes caeruleus (blue tit), 327 nucleotides long. The record is from RefSeq and is a predicted model, not a curated record. NCBI's taxonomy places the organism in Eukaryota, Metazoa, Chordata, Aves, Passeriformes, Paridae.
AUGAGGAUUGCUCAUUCCGAAAAGGAGUUUCUGGACCAACUAGAAUCAGCAAGGAGAGAAGCAAAGAAGUCUUUUAAUGAUGAUGCAAUGCUGAUUGAAAAAUUUGUAGAUAAUCCAAGGCAUGUUGAAGUUCAGGUAUUUGGUGACCAGCAUGGCAAUGCAGUGUAUUUGUUUGAAAGAGACUGCAGUGUGCAAAGGAGACAUCAGAAAAUCAUCGAAGAGGCACCAGGGCCAGGAAUUAGUCCAGAGGUUCGAAGGAGACUUGGAGAAGCUGCUGUCAAAGCAGCUAAAGCAGUGAAUUAUGUGGGAGCAGGUAAGUCUAGGGAG